Molecule: messenger RNA, 1698 nt
Organism: Dissoconium aciculare CBS 342.82
Lineage: Eukaryota; Fungi; Ascomycota; Dothideomycetes; Mycosphaerellales; Dissoconiaceae
Exons: 2
Coding region: 1-1698 (565 amino acids)
Molecular function (GO): protein binding
Source: RefSeq, a predicted model, not a curated record
AUGUCUCUCAAGCAAGAGAUAGAAACCUGGGUGGCGGCGCUGGCAGCCUACGACAACCAUGAAUUUGACAACUCUCUCAAAUGUUUCGAGACCAUCGCCGACACUUCCAAGAUCCUCUUCAACUGCGGUGUUAUCCAUGCGACACUCGGACAGCACCAGGAGGCAAUCCAAAAUUAUCAGCGCGCUGUCCAGCUCGAUCAGUACCUUGCCAUUGCAUAUUUCCAACAAGGCGUGAGCAAUUUCCUUAUGGGCGACUUUGAGGAGGCGCUAGCGAAUUUCAACGAUACCUUACUCUAUCUUCGCGGCAACAAAAAUAUCGAUUACGACCAGCUUGGGUUGAAGUUCAAGUUGUACUCGUGUGAAGUCUUGUUCAACCGCGGACUCUGUUACAUCUACCUGCAGCAGAUGGAGCCAGGCUUGCAGGAUUUGGACUUUGCAAGGCAGGAGAAAAUGGUCAAGGAUCACGAUGUGAUCGACGAAGCAAUCAAGGAUCGUGCCGAGGGCUACACUGUCUUCUCCAUCCCGGUAGGCGUUGUUUAUCGCCCGAGCGAGGCUAAGGUCAAAAACCUUCCUACCAAGGACUACCUGGGGAAGGCAAGACUGGUGGCCGAGGAGCGAGACUUCAUGCACAGUGAUCCUCGGAGAUCAGCCCUCGCAGCCUUAGCUCUUGACGAUAGACCUGGAGAAAAGCUCUCGUAUGCAGCGAUGAAUAUGGUUAGAUCGGACCUGAGGAGUCGUGCACGGCAGCAAUCAGAGCCGCCGUUGCAAAGGAAUCUUUUCCCGCCCACGCCGCCACCGGAGCCAGAAAGGCACGAGCGUGUCGAUCGAUCAGAUACGUUCUCUCAGCGAAGACAGUCUAAUGAUAGUAUGGCUUCUGAGCGAUCACGGGUGAGCUUACAAUCGGCACGACCAGGAGCAAAGCCUCUGAGGUUGGAGCUCGGAGUUGCAGCCUUCGAACAGAAGUCUCAGCAGCAACAGCAGCAGCAGCAAAUCCAAAUCGCCCCCAAACGAUCCGAAUCGGAGCGUCCGCCGCAGCGACAGGAUCAUUACGGAGGUUCAUUCCGACAAAGCGGCAGCCGUCGCGCAGAUUAUCGCUUCUCCGAGACAUUAGUCGAGGAGGACCCUAUCGAAGCAUACAGCGAGGCUGCUACUCAAGAUCAAUCAUACCUCCAACGACCAGUAUCCUCCCAGACGAGACCUCGAUCGGGCAAUCCUCGGCACCAGCCUGUGCCAAUUGAAGAGGAAGAUGAGGACGACUACGACGAAGUAGACUAUUCCCCGGAUGGUGGCGCAUAUGGAUCGCCGCCACUUGCAUUCGAAAUUGUUCCACCGAGAUCGUCUCUGAAUGUGACAAGCCCGAACAGCGGUCAGCCACGACAUCGUUCCACAUCUCGGCGACCAGCCGCGCCACCUCCGCCCGAAGUCAAGAAGAUCCGGAUCAAGGUUCACGGCGGCGACGACAUGCGGUACGUGAUGACCACUCCUUCUGCGACGUACGAGGCACUCGAGGAACAAAUCCGUGCCAAGUUCGGCCUGCGCACCGCCGGUUUCAAAUUGAAGAUCCGCGACGAGGAGGGUGACAUGGUCACCAUGGGUGAUCAAGACGACUGGGAGAUGACGAUCAGUGUGGCGAAGGCGGCAGCGAAUAAGGAACGUGUCGACAUGGCCAAGAUGGAGAUGUGGGUGCAGGAGAUCUGA